CAGGGAUAUCAAAGGCCUAAUUAGUGUAUGUAUUGCUACUGCCUGCACAUGCAUGCACACUUGGAUGGAAAUGACGGGGAGAAAAACAGAUUUUGCCUGCGGGUAAAAGUAGGCCUGCAGAAGCAGUAGGAAUACUUUACACAGAGUUUUGGUCAAACAAGUUUGACAAGACUGUGCAUCACCCGCCCUCCACGCUGGCAAAGGCAAACAGUGUGUGAUGCUGCCUAUUUAUGACCCCGCCUAUAGUCCUAGUGCGCACAUCGCCUUUGGUUUCAGACUCCCGAGUCCCUAGCGCUAAGAUUCUUUAUCAAAAACCUGUUGAGGUAUGCCUUACAUGACCCUUAAAACUUUCUAGUAACUGUUUGACAUUUUGUCAGUCUUUAAAGCCUGAGCAAACUGCCAAUCCGAUGUGUCGGACAUGGCUACAGUUCCUCGCGCUUCUGGGUGGAUUUGCAGUGCCAGGUGUGCUGCGAGUUGGUGGGAUGGAGGUUUUUAUGUCCAAUGAGGUGGAGGCGGUGAACGGGACAGAAGUGAGACUGAAGUGCACCUUUAAGUCCAAACACCCCGUGUCCCACUCCUCUGUGACUGUCUCCUGGAACUUCCGUCCCUUGGGCCAGGGAGCCGAGGAGUCGGUGUUUUACUACCAGGAGAUGGCAUACCCCCCUACAGAGGGGCGGUUUAAGGGCCAUGCAGUGUGGUCAGGGGACAUCCUGAGACAGGACGCCUCCAUCAGCCUCCAGGACAUUCCCUUCACCUUCAACGGCACCUACACCUGCCAGGUUCGCAACCUUCCUGACGUCCACGGCAUCAACGGAGAGGUCACCCUCAGGGUCGUCCACAAAGUGUCCGUCUCUGAGAUAGGCAUCCUGGCUGUAGCCAUCGGGGGAGCUAUCGCCAUAGUCCUGGUGGUGCUGGGCAUCUUUGUGGUGUUCAAGUACCGCAAACUCAAUCGCCACGCCAACACAGACCUGGAGCUGCUGGGGAGGGAACUGCAGGAGAGAGAGUUAAAUGCCAGGGUCCUAGAGGAGAGGGAGCUAAAUGCCAGGGAUAAGAAGGAGUGGAAGGACCCUACAGUGUGUUGAGGGAUCUAGGGGGGUUCAGGGGUCAGGGGCACGUCUCUUCCCUACCUCUGCUGGUAUGGGGAAGGUGUCCUGUCUGGAUGGACUGGUCUCUGACUAGAGGGGCUGGCCAGUCCAGGACAACACUGUUUGGGAGGGACUAAUUAAUUUGCGGGGGGUGUUCUGCUUUCUUCUACCCUCUGCUCACCUCUCCCUCAAUAUGAGCCACACAGACUGAACUUGCUACUGUAGUUGAACUAACCCCAGUAUUAGGGAUCCCUUUACGUUCCGCUAGUUUAAAUUUCAGGCACCAUUUCAUGCAUUUAAUGUUUUUUUUUACAAACAACUAUGUGAUUGUAUUUUGACUAUGUAGUAUUAUGACUACUAGUAGUCUAUUUGAGUCCAUUAUUUUAUUGCGUAAUAGUCCAAGAGAUACCAAUAUGUUGGAGGAGUUUUCUUUACCAAAAUUGCUGUUCUUUGGAACUUUUUCACUGACAUCAACUCACACCGGGACUGCUGGCCCAGCUGCCUGACCUAGGCUGGUAUGUCUAUCUGUCUGGGCUUCUCUGCUUUAACUCUUAUUAGAUAUGGUUGAAUUGGCACCAGCAGCAGUCUCUUGGUGUGGUGGCGUCCAACUAGCAGACUGUGGUUCAGCAACUCUUUGCUCCAGUAUUCAUCUUCUUUUUCAUCACAUUUGGUCUGGUAGCCAUUUGUUCCAAAUUAAUUUACAGAAUUAUUUGAACACUUGAAUAAUCAACAUUGCUCUAAAGCUGAGCUAAUGGCUCAUAUGAACAUAAUUCCAAAAUGAAUGUAUUUGACAGCAGAUUUGUGAGUGUGUUUUGUGGUUAUGGUCAAGGUCCCAUCGGGAGUUAAGUCAAUGAAACACUUUUGUUAAACCUGUGGUAUCUGGAGGUGGCUAAGGUUAAGGCUAAGGGCAGGUGGAAGCCCUGUAUCUGGAGGUGGCCAACACUCUCCUGCUUCCUGGAACAAUGACAACAUAAAUGACUACCUAUUACUUCUGGACAUAAAAAGGAACUGUUAUGCAUCUUUGAAUGCAGAAGAAGAACCCCACCAUUCCAAGAAGCCUGUUUUCAAUGGGUUUUGUAGUUUUUGUGAACUGAUGUUGCCACCAUGUGUCCAUUAUAGGAAGCAGCUCCAUCUCUCUCGCUCUGUGUCCAUGCUGAGGAUCAUGGGCGUUGUGGUCUCAAAGGUUUCUCCCUCUCUCUUACUCUGCCUCUCCUGUUGUAUUACAAAGCUGCCCUUGAGCCUAAUGAACAGAGGAAUCUAUACAAGACACUGUCAACACCCCAGCCUGCCGCUCACUCCUACAGUGUACACAAGUAUGGCUUUCAGUUUACAAGAAACAUGAAGAUGUCACUGACCCAGUCAUGAGGACAUCACCAGUCCAUUCUAGCAGGAGACUCUACAAGCUGCUGGUUCUGUUCUCCUGCCUCUGCAGUUAUCCAGCCUGAUGUGUUGUGUCCCGUCUGAUCAAUUCCUGCCUCUAGCCAGCCCCAUAACCCUCCCAUGGGAAUGGAAACGGCAUUCUCCUGAUAAAGAAUUCUAUGAAUGAUUCUAUUGAUUUAUUUCAUGCAUGCGUUUGUAAAGAUCAAAACUGUAUAUUUUAUCACACGUUUUAUAAGGUAGAGAGGUUUAUUUUAUUGUGUGUUUUUCAAUAAAGGAAUGCUUGUUUUUAAAAUA
This is a messenger RNA of Coregonus clupeaformis (lake whitefish), 2759 nucleotides long. RefSeq names its product myelin protein zero-like protein 2. Gene Ontology annotation, cellular component: membrane. The coding region runs from base 408 to 1082 and encodes 224 amino acids. Lineage: Eukaryota; Metazoa; Chordata; Actinopteri; Salmoniformes; Salmonidae. The transcript is spliced from 4 exons. Gene Ontology annotation, biological process: cell-cell adhesion. The record is from RefSeq and is a predicted model, not a curated record.